AUGCCUUUCAACUUCUAUGUCGACGAGGUGGCCAUUGAAGAUGCGGAGCCUCCAAAGCUGUUGGAGCAGCAACGCAACGCACUUCUUGGACAGCAGCAGAAUGGCAACUCAGAGACAGCAAAUGCGGAAAGUGCUGCGCCAGCGCCAAAACCAGAGCCCUUUGUUGGGAGGCGCACUGGGCGCUCGCUGAAAGCCCUUGAGAACCUUGAGGGUGGCUCUGCAGAGCCAGAGGCCCCACGGCCAGCACCGCCACGUGUCGCAGACGGCCUGCGGCGUGAUUGCACACCACACAGUACGCAAAUUGCAGUUGCAGAGGUGCUGUACCACAGUCGGCCACUUAUCCAUUUGGCCCUGCUGCGAAGCCGCGGAAGAAGGUCCUGGGCUGCGUGGAUUGUCGCUUUGCUUCUGGAGCGUUUGUCUGCCGGCCUGCUGGCGAUGGAUCUCCGCAGCAUGCCAAACAGCCGCGCGCGCCUGUUGGAGGCUGCUGAGGUCAGCAGGCGACAGAAUCUGACGCUCUGGGCUUUGGUGAGGCCAGGCAGUUGGAGAGAGAGAGAAGCUUCAGAGCCCUGUGUAACUGUUGUUACAACAAAUUAUAAGAGUCUUGGUUGA
This is a messenger RNA of Cladocopium goreaui, 609 nucleotides long. Lineage: Eukaryota; Dinophyceae; Suessiales; Symbiodiniaceae. The record is from the annotation of a GenBank genome assembly.